Molecule: messenger RNA, 3793 nt
Organism: Musca domestica (house fly)
Lineage: Eukaryota; Metazoa; Arthropoda; Insecta; Diptera; Muscidae
Exons: 7
Coding region: 237-3254 (1005 amino acids)
Source: RefSeq, a predicted model, not a curated record
UUUUUGGUGAUAACAGACGUAGAAAUUCUUGUUGCUCAUGGAAAAAUAAUAAAAAUUACAAGAAUAGACAAAAAAAGUUAAAUAAUUUGAAAACUAAAGCAUAAGCAAAAGGCUUACGAAUAGAAUACAUAAAUGUAGCAGACUUUUGGGUGUAUUUUUCCAAAAAACAAGUGCCAAAGUGCGUAGAUAAAAAUACCAUAUUUGUUAUUUUGAUUUGCAAGCAGUAUUUUCCGGCAAUGAUAAAUAUGAGACCAUAUGUGCCCUCAAAUCGUAUCGCCAUACGCGAUUCCAUUGAUGAAGACAUUAGCGAUGAUGUCGAUGAUGAAGUUUUCAUCAAAGAUUCCAAAACAUCCAAGAUGAGUGAAGAAAAGGGCCUGAAACGCCCGCUGAUGGCUCCGCGACGUAAAAACGGUAAAACACACUCCUCAUCGCCCAUCAUGAAAAAGCAUCGACGCUGUUGUUGGCGUUGCUGUGAACCUUUUUGUUAUGGUCUAGCUGCCUUAACCAUUGUCAUAGCCUUAAUCAGUUUGAUUGCCCUUAUCCUCACCAUGGUACCGGUAUCAAUGCAAAAGCUUAAAGGUUGGCUCCAUAAUCAGCGUACGGGCCCCGCCAUGGGCCUACUCGAUGACGGCCAACGUUCAUACGGUGAUAGUAUGGGCAGUGAAUUUGUUCCUUGCACCCAAAUAAGUGUCCAGAAAUUGUGGUCACGUACAUUUCCGCGCAUGAACAGUGAAAGUCCUGUCCGCAAGACAGAUCUUAAUAGAGAUGGUAUUAUGGAUAUUGUGUUUGGAUUUGGUGUUGAUGACAACAUCCAAUAUGAGGGUUAUCCUCUGCCCAAAUGUAAAAGUCCCAUACAGGGAGAUGAAGUGCCUUGUGAGGGUGGUGUUAUAGCGGUGAGCGGUAUGAAUGGUGAUCUUUUGUGGCAGACAUGGAGUGUGGCAAAUGUUUUCUCUCUGCUGUGUACGAUGGAUAUUAAUCGAGACGGUUAUACGGAUUGUGUUGCAGCUGGACGAUUGGGGAUGAUAUUCGCCAUUAAUGGACGCAAUGGCAACAAUAUUUGGGAAUUUCGUGAAAUUGAAGUUGAAACCAAUUCUCCAAUUGUUAUGGAUUUAUACACCAUAAAUAUUGUACGAGAUCUUGAUGGCGAUGAAGUACCAGAAAUAAUAGCUGUACAUUUGGAAGAAAGAGAAGAAUCUAAGGCCGGACAUAUUAAGGUGAUUUCUGGUAAAACCGGUAAAGUUAUACGAACCAUACCGACACCGUAUAAAGAGGAGGUAUUUGUACCAAUACAAGUUAUUACCCAAGAAGAUGGCACUGAGUUACUACUAAUUAUAACGGGAGGUCAAUCGACCCCUGGCGGCGUUUACACCAUACGUUUGAUGUCAUUAAUGAAAUAUACCAGUGAAAAAGAUUUCAAUGCCAUAUACAGGCAUAAACAUUCUGGUUUAAUGGUUCCUUCAGUAUUGGCUGAUAUAACGGGUGAUAAAAUUGCCGAUAUUGUUGUGUCAUCAUUUAACUCUACCGUAAUGGCAUUUGAUGGUCGCAACUUUUCCAUGUUAUGGAAUUUCACUUUCCAUUCGAGUGAAAGUGUGAGUGCCAUAGUACCGGGUCACUUCAAUCAUGAUGAUAUACCCGACUUUAUGGUGAAAUAUAAUACGGGCCCUGGAUUUCCGGUAUACUAUUAUUCUCAGACCACAAUAUUGGAUGGUAGAACGGGUAAACCAUUACUUGAUGCCAUGAUGACCGAUUCGGGUGGUUCGAAUAGUUUGCUGGGCGGUGUUUCUAUUUCGCAAACAUUUGGUGGUGAUUUCUUUUUGCAUUGGCAAAUGCAGUGUCGCGAUAAAAUGGAUGUCAAGGAUGCGUAUGAAUUUGUACCAGAUAGCGAUAUAAUUCUCCAGGCCAGAGCGGAUACUUGUCGUUUGAGAUACAACACAUCGAGUGUUGUAAAAUUGUAUGCCAUCGCUCGACAUAUUGAGCCACCGGGAGCGGUGCUUUUUAGUACAGAUGAUCUUGAAGUCCAUCUGAAUCGAACACAACCCAGCACUUUGUCAAAUCCCCCACAAAAGACACCAAAAUCUCCUCUCAAACAUCCAAAGCUAUUGAAAAAGCUUUUGGCCAAUAAAGAGCUCUUGGAACGUGUUGUUGCCGCUGAAAAUCUGGAACAUUUGGAAAAGUCAAAAAAUCAAUUUCGACAGGAAACCGCCAGAGAUCGUUUCGUAACACCAGAGUUGAUACAAGAAGCAUUAGAGAAAAAUGAGAUGCCCGUGGUAGAUGCCUACGAUGCUUUGAAACAACAAUUGAAUGUUCCGUAUUAUGGCGGAGCAUUUGCCGGAAACGCGCCCAUUAGGGAAUUUCAAAAAGACUACGAACUUGAACAACCACAACGCACAGCAGUCGACUAUGAAAACGUCUAUCCCGAUUCAGAAAUACCCGAAAUUGUACCACCGAACGAUCAUCCCAUUCGUCUACGAACUAAAUAUCCCGGAAAUCGUGAUAUACGCAGUGAUGUUCCUACAUUCGAAGAUGAUGCGGAUGCCAAUGCAACAUCAAGUCUUCCCAAAGGAGGUGUCCCCUCAAAUAAACUCGAUAAGGAGGAGCCGUUAAGUUUAUGGGAUUUGGAAAGGGAAAAAGAAGAGAGGGAUGCCAUGAAAAAAGAACAAAACUAUGAAAUGCGAACUAAUGAAAUCGAGGAGGAACAGAGAGCUGAUGUGCAGCCACAAUUUGAUGACGUUAAUAUUGAGAAGAAACGACGACGUCGCCGGCGUAGACGUCAAAGUGAAGAAUCUAGUACAGAAUCAGUUGGUGGUGGUGCUGAAAAGACAGAUAAUGAUGAAUGGUUUUUGGCUUCCAUAUCUUCAACCGGAGUCCUCAUGAAGUCGUUGAACAAUACUAGAUCAGCGAUAGAUUUUGCAUUUGUCCUGAAUAUCCGAGAAUCCGAAGCUUUUCCACCGUUAUUCUUGCCACAGGACUUAAAUUGUAUUGAGGAGAAAAUAAGCGCCUACAAAAGCUACACCAUGGAUAAUCAACGGGCUUUGCGACGGCAAUUCCUAAAGCAAUGUCUCAAUGAACGCAUGAUAAACAUCAAUCCCGAAAUGCCCAAAUAUGAGUCACAAUUGGUAAUCACUCGUCUGAGUAUAACAUGUACAUGCCGUUCUUUGCAGCCCGGUGAAGUAUGUUCCGAAUUAGAUGACAUUGAAACUCAAAGGUGGACAGAAUUUAUGGGUAAUGAUGGCAAUGGAUUUUACAGCAAUUGAAAAAAACGGAAAAGAGAAAAAGAAGAAGUAUUUAGUGUCAAGAUGGUUGGUUAGCUUUUUUCCAAACGAAAGGUUGCGAAAUGUUAAUUAUUUGCUACAAGAAAUAUGGAAAAUGUGGCAAAGCUUUGUAAUACAAAGAUCAUAUUGAAUGUCUAUGCAUCAUCUAUGCCUCAAGAUUUUUUUCUAUUAGAAAGGAGGACUUCAUCCAGACAUACAAGUGCACAAAAGUUUUGAUUUUUGUUUGUUUUAUUUACUGGUUUUGUUUUCUAAACUUUACAAAAUAAAAGAAGUAUGCACACAUUUUUUCUCGACAGACUCUUAACUUUUUUCGAACUUAAUAUUUAUAAGUCUUUUACAAUUUUGUUUUACGAAAUAUUAAAAUAUGUACGUAUUUAUGUAUAGAAUAUAUUCAUGACUUUUUGUGAGAUAUAUAGUUUUAUCAAUCGAACCCUGUGUAAACACUGUAAAAUUUAAAGCAAAGAAUUUAUUUAGAACAUACCCAAAUACAAAAUAUUAAUUCAAACAUUUUAUUAAAACUA